Caenorhabditis auriculariae is the source of this 2808-nucleotide messenger RNA. The record is from the annotation of a GenBank genome assembly. NCBI's taxonomy places the organism in Eukaryota, Metazoa, Nematoda, Chromadorea, Rhabditida, Rhabditidae.
AUGUUCUUCAAACCGUCUCCUAUUUUUCUAAUUUUGGUUCUGUUGGGUUAGUUGUUUUUUUUUUUAGAAACUUGGAGGUUUGUCCGAGAAAGAAAACUUUCUAAUUCCAGCCUUGUCCCUCGCACUUUACACAGUUCUACCAAUCAUUUCAAUACAACGACAACGGAUGUCUCUAGAAACUGACAAGUAUACUUUCAACCAAAAAUUAAACUUUCUUGAUUUUCAGCAGGAAUUCCUUGUUCCGAGAAGGGAACGGCAUGUUUUACGAAGUUAAAAAUAAGCCUGAAGUCAAUGAAGACGACAAGAAAAUGUGGUAUCCGUACUGUUCGCCUGUGAGUUCCUUUUGGUAAAAUUGAGAAAAAUUGGGUUCAUUCAGGGCGAAAUAAGAGACAGUGAGAGGUUACUGACGACAGAAAUGGGAGCUUUCCGGGGAAAUGGGAGUCUGGGUUCGUUUUGAAAAAUGGUAUAGUCCGUGUUCCGCGACUUGAUAAGGCAGGACUUCUCUGCGCCCUCCUCGUUUCUCGGCGACCCUCUCAUGUUCCCGUGCUAUUUCCAUGCUUAUCUGAACUCGCCGGCGAGGAAACAGAGAGACGCAGACACGCGAGAACUGUCAAGUCGCGGCGGACGGACUAUAAAAAGAGGAUGAAAAGCAAAAAACUACGGAAAUAAGCUAGAAAAAUAACGAUGCUAUACGUUUCACGUUAUAUUUUUUGGAAAAGUUUAAUUUUUUUAUAAACCGUUAUUUCUCCUAACUGGCUUCUAUUCUCUUUUAUUAAAAUCGCGAUGAAAACUCUAUCAAUGGCGUUAAUGUCAUGAAACACAUUUUCAUCAUAGCCCAUCUCUUCUUGAAUUUUGGUCCAAUAAUUUUCAGGAGAGCAACUUUUCGAGCUCGCCUCCUUAUACGGUCUCAGCCGAAGUCUCAACCGAAAGCCGGUUCUCGACCUUACUAUUCCUAAUCUGCCAGUAACUCUUCAAAGCGCCGUCAAUCGACUCUUCCCCCGGCUUAUUUCAUAUUUCCAGCUCAGAUUUACCGACGUAAGAGUUCAAGUUUCCAUUAAAUACGUUACAUUCAAAUUAUUCCAAUUCAAUUAGCCUACAGCUGCGACCGACCUAAAAAGACUUACCUAUUUUAUUUCAAGAUGCUGCCAAGCGAAAGUAGCUUUUAGUCAGGCGCAAGUGAAGAUUCAAGUUGACUGCGCGACGCGUUGAGCCAUCUCUUACGCUAUCGACGCGUUUCAAUUUUCGGAAUUACUCCAGCCGCGCAAGUAGCUUUCAGUCGGGCACAAGAAAAAGUUUAAAUUUACUGCUUUAACGAGACUCUUAAAAGAUCAUGACGUAUCAACGUUUAUCGAAAAUGAUUUUUCAGACGUUUCCAACAAGAGAAGAAGUCGACGUGCGACGAAAUGAAAGUUUGCUUUUUGAAAGCUUGGAAACCAGCCCGGCCCAAGCAGCUCUGGGAUUUUACUUGCACGUGAACACUUCUAGCUUCAAGGUUCUACUUUCCAGUUUUUUUUUUGUAAUUUUAUUUUCAGAGUUACAAGUAUUUCGAUAAAUAUCGGGAAUUACUCGGAGUGAUGCGAGUUACAGACACACAACUGCAAGAACAAGCUAAUGCGAUUCUUCCGGAAACGCAGAAAGAAGACUUUUUGUGAGAAUUAUUGAUUUUUCUGGACCUUCAAAAAAGUUUGCUGGAGUGAUUAAGAGAGCAGAGAUCUCGGAUAAAAUAAAAGUACAGUAAAAAAAGCUCAUCGCUAAAAAAAAACUUCUUGAAACAGCUAUGUUCCUUUAGACAUUCUAAAAACACAACAACAAAAUUGAAAAUUUUCAAGAAUUUGCAUGCACGUGGACAAUUCUACCGGUGAAAGUUCUGCAGAAGAAAAGAAAUUAUCGAGAUUUGCUGCUGAAUAUCUUGUCAAGAAACGUAAGUUAGAGUGAAUGAAAAGCUGAGAGAGAACAGACAUUGCGUUUAUAUCUGCUCGUCUGCGUCUCCAUAUUUUACACGCACACUAUUUUUUUUCACGUUUACAAUUAAAACUUGAAAAACCUUAGACUCAGUUUGGAAUGGCUACUAGCUUAAGUUUUCGCGCUGCUUUUUGACUUUUUUACUCACUUCAUAGCUGCGCCCUACUUUGAGCGACUUACUCUCUAUGCUUCAGGAUGCAGCCGCGCGAAAGUAGUUUGUAGUCGGGAGCACUGUAGAAUUCGACGCGUUGAACCAAUAUUGAGCUUUUCAAGCCCUGAAAAAGAUUAAUAUAGCCAUUUUUUUAAGAUUUCGGAAAAAUGACCCAAAAUAUUUCCGUCGCAGUUAUCGGCAGAGGAUCCAACGAUUGGAGGAAAGUUUUUGAAGGUAAAAUAUGUUCAUUUUUUUCAAAAUGAGUUUCAAAAAUUUUCAGAAUUCACCAUCACCACUGAAUCGCUCUCCCACUUGUAUGAUGUUAGUUUUAUUCUUUUUUUUCAAAUUAUUUGAUCGAUUUUCAGUUGAUCUACACGGAUUCAAACGAAAUCGUCGAUUUGGUGUUUUCACAGAAGCAUUGUCACGUUGUUCUUCUGGCUGGUUUGAAUAAUUUUUUUCAAUAUUUUCUAUUUUUCAAAAUUAAUUUUCAGAUUCUCUCUCGGUUCCAGGCUGGUGGUUCGCUUAUCUUUCUAAAGCCAAAGAUCAAAUUUUCUACAGGGAACCGAAAGAAGUAGUUUUAAACUUUGCAAAAGAUAAAAAUUUGAUAUUUUCAGUCUAAUGAGAUCACAAAUCUCGACGAUUAUUUCCCACAAACUUGGAUCAAACUCCGGCUGACCGUCCAUAGUCGCCAAUGA